This is a messenger RNA of Klebsormidium nitens, 4084 nucleotides long. NCBI's taxonomy places the organism in Eukaryota, Viridiplantae, Streptophyta, Klebsormidiophyceae, Klebsormidiales, Klebsormidiaceae. The record is from the annotation of a GenBank genome assembly.
GGCAGGGUAAGCUGUUGGUGGCAAGGCGGCGGCAAGGCGGCGGCAUUGUGUGGCAGCCCUGCAUGCAUGCCACCUGUCCAGGGUUCGUACCUAGCUUGGAAACUUUCAAGAAAGAGGCAUUUCCAAGACAAAAGAGCUUAGGGCCAUAGUCAAGAAGGCAUUUCAAGUUCAGGCUCUCUCAAGAAGAUGAGCACGGCGCCAGGUUGCAAGAGCGGAAGAUGGAUCCGUACGAGCCUCAAGCCCAGUCUACUCUGGCCUGCAAUCACCUUAAGAAGGAUUGACAAAGCAGCCGGCAAAACGGAGGCGCCGUCGCGGCGUUCAAGACACGGCCGCCAGCAGCCUGCCACAAGCUGGAGAGAUGCAAACGGAUGAAACCACCCAAGUCGCGGCAGAGCUUGAAGCGGGGCCCAAACCCGUGGCACCCCUGCCACAGGAUGAUGGGAGUGGGGGGGAGAUUUUGCACGCCAGCGCACUUGAUGCGGUGCACGAGACGGAGGAGCCACGAGCAUCCAGUUCGCAUGGCCUGCUUGACCCCAACCACUUUCACACUUUCCAGCGCAACCUGAAAGAGGAGUUGGCGACAGCGACCAACGAUUCUGAGGCGAGCUGCGGUCAUGAUGACCGGCAGCAUGCGCGCCUUUUCAGUGAGGAGUUGCAGGGCUCAGAGUCAGAAGGGGUUGGCGAGACCAUUGACGAGGUAGAGUACACCAGAGAGAAGGAGUCGUCCGACGAAGAGAAUUCCCAGGAUCUCAGCUUCAUCAACAACGAACCCAAAACCGGUCAGAAUCCCUUGAUCACCUACGGCCAAAUGAACGCUGCAAUUGAAAGCGACUCGGAGCCAAGCCUCUCUCAGCUUCUGGUGGGGCGCUUCAAGCGGCGGGCACCUGCUGGAGCAACCGGCUCGCCCCAAAACAGGCGGCGCCCCCGUGUGGUGCACUCGUCGCCCGAGCCCUCUGCUGACCUUUCUCCGGCAAACCAAAGCCAGCAGCGUGGCUCUGACAAGGGCGGGACUGAUCAGCCGAUGCUGGACGCCGGCGCCAGCUCUGACGAUGCUCCACGGCCCGAAGACGACGGCUCGUUGGACGAGUUUGACCUGGACCUCUUGGACGAGUUCGCAAUAUGCGAGAUUGUGCCGCGUGCACGAUCACGGGCUGGGACCUUGCCCUCAGCCGCUGGCGCACUUCUGAGUUUGCUCCAUGCGACUGGGGUGCCUCCUUCAGAGCUGUCCACGCCAGUCUUGAACGCGCCGCAGCCCGAUCCUGUCGAUGCUCCCCCUUCUCCCGCCAUCCCCUGUCCGCCCCAAAACUCUCCGGCCGCCCCAGCUGUCCUAGCCAUGCCCGCAGCACCCAACGCCGCCCCCCCUGUCGCAAGGGCGGUUCCAAGACCCGCUGGUGACCGGUGCGCGGCGGCCGCUCGUCAUUUGCACGGGCUGGGCGUGGCGUCGCUGACGUUCAACAUGAAGGUCUGGUCGAACGACAAAGGGGAAGAAAAGAAGGGCCCGCUUGGCCUCAUGCGGGACUGGGGCAACAAGUGUGACCUUGACAACUGCCUGCGGGAAGGGGUUCGGCCCGGCCGGAGCUGCCUUGCAAUCGUGACGGAGGCCUCGGACAUCUAUGCCCUCGACGUUGACACGAAGGACGGCGGGGGCGAGGCCUUCGAGCGGAUGCUGGCGGAGCACGGUCCCCUGCCGGACGACACCCCCUGGGAGUGGACCGGAAAUCGGCCAGGGAGACACUUCUUCUUCUCCCUCUCGCAAUCCAAGGCCGCGGGCUUACUGAGCGGAGCCGGAAGGGCUCGUCUGACCUACAAGGGCGAGAAGGUGGGGCUCGACACGCGCGGUGAGGGGGGUAUGCUCUUUGUGGGGCCCAGCAGCUACAAGGGCUUGGACGGCGCUGUCCGGCGGUACGAGUGGGUGCAAGAGAUUGCGCCGGACAGGGCCAACCUCCGGGCCAUACCGCUGUGGUUGACCGCAAUCAUCAACUCGAGCGACGCGCCCGCAAGCGCACCAAGUGAUCGGGCACCGCUCGUGAGGUUCAACCCAACGGAAGACGAAGAGGCCACAGUACAAGACGCGGCGCUCCCGCCACCGCCGGCGGUCUUGAAGCGUGUCGAGGAGUGCGUAGCCGCUACCGGCGACUCUCACUCCCGCUUCGAGAAGCUGAAGCGACUCGGUGCCGCCGACAUGUACGUGUUCCGUGUGAACGGCCCACGGGUGUGUCCGUACGAAGCGCACCACAGCGGGUCGAACAACUUCUUCGUCCUUGUGCGCGGAUCAGAGCUCGUGUACCACUGCCACAGCUCUGAAUGCAGCGGCAUCCAGCCUAAGCGCGGCAUCGGGCAGCUCACGCCGCGCGAGACCCGGCUGGUGGGCGAGACAGCGCCAGUCGCCGCCGAGGACUCAACGGUGUACACGCCUCUGACGAAAUCCUUCGUCGAUUACUGGGCCCACAAAGGCGACAUGGGGGGCAGUGAGAUCGCCACCAAGAUGUACGCACAGUGCAACAGGUUGUGGUACGAUGGAAAGAGCUGGUGGAUGUGGGACGGGCAGCGCUUCCGAGAGACGGGGGACUCUGUCGUGCUCUUCGUCAUCAUGCAUCAACUCAGCACCGUGUACGACCGGCGCGCAACCGAGCUCGAGGAUGAGUUUGAGAAGACCAGCAAUGAGGAAGAGAAGAAGGUAAUUCGAGGGUUGCUGGGGUCGCUCAAAAACUACAAUGGUUCCAAUGCAGUCGCAGGGACGCUAGCGGUGAUGAAGGGGCAGAUGCAAAAACGCCUAGCUGAGGAGUUUGACGCCGAUCCGGACAUCCUGAACCUGCACAAUGGUGUCCUGGACCUGCGCACCGGCCAGCUUGACGUCCACAGGCCCGGCUAUCGCUGCACCAAGAUGGCCGGGGCAAGCUUCCGAGGCCUGGACUUCCCCACACCAACGAUCGACAGCUUCCUCUCUGACAUCUUCAACGACGACCGCCCUCUGAUCGAGUACAUGGAGCGGCUCUGGGGCUAUGCCAUCAACGGCUCCACAUCGGAGGAGCUCAUCGCCUUUCUUCUCGGCAGCGGCGGCAACGGAAAAGGCGUCGUCAAGCAGAUGUUGGAGAGCACGCUGGGCGAGUACUUUAGCGUCAUGGCGAAGGACGCCGUGGUGAAGGCCCUGGGACAGCGCCCCCCCUCGAAGGGCGCCGCCACGGGCUAUCUCGCAGAGCUCCAGGGGUUUCGGGUGGCCAUCACGGACGAGACGAGCCCGGGGGAGCGCGUGGACUUGGGGCUGGUCCUCGGGAUGACCGGCGGCGGCCAAGUCUCCGCUCGGCUGCUCUAUCGGAACAACGUCAUGUUCCGAUUCUCCCACACCCCGUUCAUCCAAACCAACUACGACCCGGAGAUCCCCCCCACUCUCGCGAAGCAACCCAACGUCCAGCGCCGCUUGAUAGUGGUCCAGUUUCCCAACGAGUACGUCUCCCAGGACAAAUACGACGAAACCAACCCCCGGCACAGGCGCGUAGAUACCGGCCUCAAGGAGCGGAUGGAGGCGCCGGCGGUCCGGGAAGAGUUCCUCACGUUCUUGAUCCAGGGCAGCGUCGCGUACUUCGCGAACCCAAAGGUUCUGCGGACGCACCCAGCGGCCAUCCAAGCGGCGACCGCGGCAUGGCUGGGCCGCGGUGACAAGCUUCAAACGUUCUUGCGGACCGAACACGUCAUCGUGGGCGAGGACAAAGUCGCGUGGGAGGAUGAGUUAUGGGGUCAGUUCCAGGCUUUUGCAGGAAUCAAGAUAUCCAAGGAAGAGUUGUGCAGGCAGAUGGGGGAGAAGGGAUAUGCUAGGACGAAGAAAGGGGGACGCUUUGACGGGGACCCGUCGAAGCGGAUGUUGUGCUACCUAGGUCUUUCGUGCGAGUACGAGUAGACCAGAUAGCAGUCUUGUUACAUGUAUAUAUUGAAGUCGAUAGUGAUCGAUGACGAACUCGAUAACAAGCAUGCUUAUUAUUGUUUAUUGUUAACGCCCUGAAAGGCUGGCGAGCACAAUAAUCGAUGCAAUUCCGAACUUCAAGCAUCCACUAUAAUCGGUUUUAUAGUUGUUUCAUGGAUUAAGCAG